Messenger RNA from Closterium sp. Naga37s-1, 603 nucleotides. The record is from the annotation of a GenBank genome assembly. Lineage: Eukaryota; Viridiplantae; Streptophyta; Zygnematophyceae; Desmidiales; Closteriaceae.
AUGAUCAAGAGCCCAGACUCUUCGAGACCUGCUCGGAAAAGGUCGCGUGAUGAUCUGGAGGAAGCGGGGCUCAGCAAAGCACAACGAGAAAAACUGCGUCGCGACCGACUUAAUGACAGGUUUCUUGAGCUGGGCCGCGAGCUGGAUCCAACUACGACUCCGCGGACGGACAAGGGCAUAAUUCUCAACAACGCCGUUCGUGUGCUGACUGGCCUCAAGGCGGAGGCUGCUGCUCUCAAGCAAGGCACGUGGCAGCUCCAGGAGCAGAUCAAGGAGCUGAAGGCUGAGAAGUCGGAACUUCGGGACGAGAAGGCCCGCCUCAAGGCACAGCGAGAGUGCCUUCAAUUGCAACUUCAAGCGUUGCCACUUCCAACGCCAGAUCGAUUUUCGUCCCCAGCUGCUGCUGCUGCUGCAGCCGCCGCAGCCCUCGCUGCACUUCAGGCUGCGGCAGCUGGGCCCAUGUCCAACCAUUUCGCUGUGAAGCCUCCAGCGUCCAUACCUGCUGAUGCAGCACAAGGUGCUCCUGGUUCUGCAUGGCAAUGGCUUCAGUCGGCGUCUGGGGAUGUUAAGAGAGACCAGAUCCUUAGGGCUCCAGUGGCAUAA